Messenger RNA from Penicillium alfredii, 1221 nucleotides. RefSeq names its product alpha/beta hydrolase. The transcript has 2 exons. Gene Ontology annotation, biological process: regulation of lipid storage. Lineage: Eukaryota; Fungi; Ascomycota; Eurotiomycetes; Eurotiales; Aspergillaceae. Gene Ontology annotation, cellular component: endoplasmic reticulum. The record is from RefSeq and is a predicted model, not a curated record. Bases 1 to 1221 code for a protein of 406 amino acids.
AUGGCCCUGUACCGCGAAACCGUGGAUUUCUUAUCCGAUUCCAUCUCGAACCAGCGAACCCAGCUGCCCCUGCUGGCCGUCGCCGGAGCCUCCUUCACACUUGGCCUGCUCCUUCGAUCACUCAUCCCCCAAAGUGAGCAUCGCGAAACAGUGCUCCUGUCGCCCCGGGCGACCGUUCUGCCCGGCUUAUCGGAGGCAGAAAACCGCAAUCUGCCGCUCCCAAAUGACGUCCUGCCAGGCGCGCGCGAUGUUGCCAGUCCGUAUGGAUCCAUCCGGGUGUAUGAAUGGGGCCCUGAAGACGGGCCCAAGGUCUUGCUGGUGCAUGGGAUUACCACGCCGUGUAUCGCGCUUGGUGGGUUGGCCCAUGCGCUGGUGGACCGAGGUUGCCGUGUGAUGCUCUUCGACCUCUUUGGGAGAGGCUACUCCGAUUGUCCUGCAGACCUGCCGCAGGAUGACCGUCUCUUUGCCACGCAGAUCCUGCUGGCCCUGGCAUCGUCGCCCGUUUCAUGGACUGGCGCUCAAUCGGGCAAAUUUUCUCUGGUCGGAUACUCCUUGGGCGGUGGUAUUGCCGCAGGCUUUGCGUCUUUCUUCCCACAGCUGCUGUCAUCGCUCGUACUGUUGGCUCCCGCCGGCUUGGUUCGCGACUCGCAGAUCAGCUUCCAGAGUCGAUUGCUCUACUCUCGCGGUCUGAUGCCCGAACGCUUGCUUGGGUAUUUGGUUGGCCGCCGACUGCGAGCGGGACCUCUGGUGGGGCCCAAACCUAAGAGCGAGAAGCUCAAUGCUGCCGAUGCACUCACCGAGGAGCUGCCGACGCAGAGUGCUGCCAAUGUCCAGAUCCUGUCUCGCGCAUACCCGCAUAUCAAUGUGCCCUCUGCCGUUGCAUGGCAAGUCAACAAUCAUGCCGGCUUCGUCCAUGCGUUUAUGUCUAGUAUGCGCCAUGGACCGAUCCUGGGACAGCGCCAAUGGAAUACGUGGGCUCGACUUGGAACUUAUCUUACCCAGAGCAGCGUCUCAGGUAACCCCGGAGAGAAAAGACUGUCUGGUGACAAGGUCCACAUUCUGGGUGGUAGCAACGAUGCAAUUAUUAUUAAAGACGAACUUAUCGUCGAUGCCACCGCUGCCCUGGGCGGAAACGCAGCGUUCAAGUUCUACGAUGCAGGCCACGAGUUCCCCAGCACCAAGUAUGAAGAGGUGGCCUCAUACAUCUGGUACUUGCUUUGA